Molecule: messenger RNA, 576 nt
Organism: Nicotiana tabacum (common tobacco)
Lineage: Eukaryota; Viridiplantae; Streptophyta; Magnoliopsida; Solanales; Solanaceae
Source: RefSeq, a predicted model, not a curated record
AUGUUGACUGGAAAAAGGAACCUUGAUAUUGUCCUAAUUGCUGAAGGUUAUAAAUUUAUAAUCACUAAGGAGUGCCCAGAAAAAACUGAUGAAGAUGCCACUGAUGAUCAGGUUAAGGCCCAUGGCAAAUGGGUCAAGGUUGAUGAGAUGGCGCGAUGUUACAUUCUUGUCUCUAUGGCGAAUGUUUUGCAACAUCAGCAUCUGUCUGUGGGGUCUGCUUAUGACAUGCUCGAAAGUCUCAAAGUGAUGUUCGGUGAGCAAACUCGUGCGGCUAAGCAGACAGCCAUGAAAGCCCUUUUGAACACCAAAAUGGCUGAAGGAUCAUCGGUCAGGGAUCAUGUUCUGAAGAUGAUGAGUCUUCUGAAUGAACUGGAGGUCCUUGGAGCUAUGAUUGAUAAGGANCAGACAGCCAUGAAAGCCCUUUUGAACACCAAAAUGGCUGAAGGAUCAUCGGUCAGGGAUCAUGUUCUGAAGAUGAUGUGUCUUCUAAAUGAACUGGAGGUCCUUGGAGCUGUGACUGAUAAGGAAUCUCAAGUUGAGAUGGUCCUGCAGACUCUACCUGACAGUUUUCAAUAA